Cicer arietinum (chickpea) is the source of this 2674-nucleotide messenger RNA. Its product is annotated as CSC1-like protein At1g69450. Lineage: Eukaryota; Viridiplantae; Streptophyta; Magnoliopsida; Fabales; Fabaceae. The record is from RefSeq and is a predicted model, not a curated record. Gene Ontology annotation, molecular function: calcium-activated cation channel activity. Gene Ontology annotation, cellular component: plasma membrane.
AUCCCUUGGCUAAGAAAAGAACUCUUUAUAAGAUGGAAAAGUAUCAAAAUUUACAUAAUUAAUAAUAAAAUAAAAAUUAGAAAACCACUUCAAUAGUUCAAUAACAAUUUUAUCACCACAUUCAUUCUAUGAAUUUUGAGUAGCAGCAAUGUUCUGAUUCUGUUUUUUCUCACACGGAUACAUUCUAGUUUUCUCUUCUCUUCGUGUUUCUAUGAUUUUCAGCUUAUUGCUUUCUACUCAACACACCAAAAUUAGCUACAUGAUAUCAUCACCUAUGUACUCAAUAUAGCUCUUCAGUUGUGGAAAAAGUAUUAUACUUCUAUCUUUGAGAUUUCCUUGGAAACAACAUGAUUGUGUCAGCUCUUCUGACAUCUGUUGGGAUAAACACAGCUUUGUGUGUGUUGUUCUUGACACUGUAUUCUAUAUUGAGGAAACAACCAAGCAAUUAUGAAGUUUAUGUGCCUCGUUUGCUUGUUGAAGGAACUUCUAAGAGGAGAAGUCAUUUCAAUUUAGAAAGACUUAUACCUUCUACUGGUUGGGUUGCUAAAGCUUGGAGUCUCACUGAGGAGGAGCUUUACUCAUUAUCAGGAUUAGAUGGUGUAGUUUUUAUGCGUAUCAUAACAUUCAGUGUGAAAAUAUUUACUUUUGCUGGGAUUAUUGGGAUCUUUGUGCUUCUCCCAGUCAAUUGCUGGGGAAAUCAGCAACAAGAUAUUGAUGUUGGUAACUUCACCAAUAACUCCUUGGAUGUGUUUACAAUAUCAAAUGUAAACAGUGGCUCUAGCUGGUUAUGGGUACACUUCUGUGCUGUAUAUCUUGUCACUGGAUUCAUAUGCUUACUUCUUUUUUAUGAAUAUAAAGACAUAUCUUCUAGAAGAAUUUCUUACUUUUAUUCAUCCAAACCACAGCCACAUCAGUUCACCAUUUUAGUUAAUAGCAUUCCAACUUCUUCCAGCAGCAUUAGUGACAGUGUUGAGAGUUUCUUUAAAGAGCUUUACCCUUCUGAUUAUCUGUCACAUGUCGUUGUUCGUCGUACAAGCAAAAUCCGAAGACUCCUGAAUGAAGCAAAAAAUAUGUAUAGAAAGGUUUCACAAUCGCGACCGGGUCCCACUCAGCAAAAGAAUAAACAUGGUGGCUUUUUUGGAACUUUUGGCCAAAAAUAUAGUCAUAUAGAGCGUUACCAAAAGAGAUUAGAGGACAUUGAGGAGAAUGUAAGAUUGAAGCAGUCGGAGGCUUCAUUGGCAGGAGAAGUACCUGCUCGAGCUGCCUUUGUAUUCUUCAGGUCUCGUUUUGCGGCUGCAACUGCUUUCCAUUUGCAGCAAUCAGUUAAUCCAACCCGGUGGAUUACUGAGUUGGCUCCGGAACCUCGAGACAUUUACUGGCCUUUCUUCUCUCAGUCAUUCAUGCGAAGAUGGAUUUCUAAGUUGGUAGUUGUACUUGUGUGUAUUCUUUUCACUAUUAUGUUUCUUGUACCUGUUGUAUUUGUACAGGGGCUUACCAACUUGACUCAAUUGGAAAAUUUGUUUCCUUUCUUGGAAAGUAUACUUACCAUAAAAUUCGUCAGCCAAAUAAUUACCGGAUAUCUUCCGAGUCUCAUUCUUCAGUUAUUUCUGCAACUUGUGCCCCCUGCCAUGGACUUCCUUUCCACUAUUCAAGGAUACAUCUCGCUCAGUGAUAUAGAAAGGAGUGCAACUACUAAAGUGCUGUGGUUCACAGUAUGGAAUGUUUUUUUCGCGUCUGUAUUUUCUGGAUCAAUUAUAUCUAUGAUGUCUAUCAUCCUUGAUCCUAAGAUCAUUCCUGGGAAGCUGGCGAUCGCGGUUCCAGCACAGGCAUCAUUCUUUAUUACUUAUGUUGUUACAUCGGGAUGGACAAGCGUGUCAUCAGAACUCUUCCGAAUAAUUCCCUAUAUUUUCAAUUUGAUAACAGGGCUAUUCACAAGUCCAGAUGAUGAAUUUGAUGUUCCAUGUAUGCCAUACUACAGAGAUGUUCCAAGGGUCCUUUUCUUUGGACUUCUUGGUAUUACAUAUUUCUUCCUAGCUCCGCUAAUUUUACCAUUCGUUUUGGCCUACUUUUGUCUUGCAUACAUCAUUUACAGAAACCAGUUUAUGAAUGUAUAUGCACCAAGGUAUGAAACUGCAGGAAAAUUUUGGCCUAUUGUGCACAAUUCAAUGAUAUUUUCUCUAGUACUCAUGCACAUCAUUGCAAGUGGAAUCUUUGCUUUGAAAAAACUAUCUCUAGCAUCUACCUUGAUGUUUCCUUUACCAGUCGUUACCCUUUUAUUCAACGAAUACUGCCGAAAACGAUUCCUACCAAUAUUCAUUGGAUACUCCGCCGAGUGUUUGAUAAAGAAGGACAGGGAAGACCAGAAUGAUGCUACAAUGAAUGAGUUUUACAACAAUUUGGUAGAUGCUUAUAAAGAUCCUGCUUUGAUUCCUAUUCAAUAUUCAUCAAACAAUGACAGUCUUUCUAGUCCCCUUAUAUCUCAGCUCAAUGCUGAGGAACAAUGUAAUUCAAUAAUAGGGUAGUUGUUGCUUUUGCAAAAAUAUAAUAGAGUAGUUUUUUUGGUCUCUUUCUUCUAUAUGAUUGAGUAUGAACAUUUAUAUUUCAAGAGCAAUGGAAUGCAAAAGAUGCUUUAUUGUAUGCCUAUGUGUGAAAAUUGAGUUCCAACAUUUUUAUA